Clonostachys solani is the source of this 1038-nucleotide messenger RNA. Lineage: Eukaryota; Fungi; Ascomycota; Sordariomycetes; Hypocreales; Bionectriaceae. The record is from the annotation of a GenBank genome assembly.
AUGUCCGGGACGACGCCGCCUCAGCGACCAAGUCUUCCAUGGAGACUUGGCUCUAUGGCUGUUAUGGGAUCCGUUGGAAUGCUAUCGCGCGGGUUUCUCUAUGGCCUGAAUAGCGUUGAAGUUGAUGGGCUGGAUAAUCUCCUUGGAGUUCUCGACAGGCGAAAGGCGCAUCAACGGAACUGUGGGUUGCUGACGGUUUGUAACCACGCUGCCGUUAUCGACGAUCCUCUGAUCUGGGGUAUCCUUCCCAUGCGUUAUGCGUUUGAUCCCGAGAACCUUCGCUGGGGUCUGGGCGCCCAUGACAUUUGCUUCAAGAACAAGGUUCUCUCGACAUUCUUCAGCCUAGGACAGGUUCUUCCCACCCAUCGUUCAUGGCAUUCAUCGCAUGGGGGCCUGUUUCAGCCAACCAUGACUGAGGCCUUGAAGCUACUUUCUUCCCCUUCAUCAGUUAUCAACCAGAAAAACCCUCUUACCUUCUCUACGGACAGUAGGGAUUCCUUCGUGUCUCCAGCGCAGUUUGUAGCCAAUCACCACGCUUGGGUCCAUGUCUUUCCUGAAGCAUGCUGCCAUCAGAAUCAAGAAGGGACCUUGAGAUAUUUCAAAUGGGGGGUGUCUCGACUUAUUCUUGAGAGCGAACCAGCCCCUGAGUUCAUCCCCAUGUAUGUGCAUGGCACGCAAAAUAUCAUGUCCGAGGAGAGGGGUUUCCCUCGAUGGGCGCCACGCAUUGGACAACGGUUUCGUAUGAUCAUCGGAGAGCCAACUAACGUCGGCCGCUUAUUUGAGCGCGAGCGUUCUCAGUGGAAAAGUCUCGUCGAGAAGGCCGGGGAUCCAGACCUGCUCAUGGAUCAGCCCGAAGCUGUUCAGUUGAGGAUUGACGUGGCAAAGAGAGUUCGAGAUGAGAUCGGGAAACUGCGAGAGAGAAUGGGACUCGCGCCAGACGAUGAUGAAGCAGCUGCAUUAGCGGAAACUUGGCUAAAAGAGCCCAAUAAACGCAAGUUUAGGAGCCCAGUAGACGGCAGUCUUGUAAAUAGACAUUAA